Molecule: messenger RNA, 3031 nt
Organism: Prinia subflava (tawny-flanked prinia)
Lineage: Eukaryota; Metazoa; Chordata; Aves; Passeriformes; Cisticolidae
Exons: 3
Coding region: 689-2002 (437 amino acids)
Biological process (GO): DNA integration
Molecular function (GO): nucleic acid binding; RNA-DNA hybrid ribonuclease activity
Source: RefSeq, a predicted model, not a curated record
UUUACAAUACAUUGAUGAUAUCAUUGUGUGGGGAAACACAGCAGCAGAAGUGUCUGAGAAAGGAGAGAAAAUAAUCCAAAUUCUCCUGGAAGCUGGCUUUGCCAUUAAGAAAAGUAAAGUUAAGGGACCUGCUCAGGAGAUCCAGUUCCUGGGAGUGAAGUGGCAAGAUGGACAGCGCCAAAUUCCUACUGAUGUCAUCAACAAAAUCACAGCUAUGUCCCCACCAACCAACAAGAAGGAAACACAAGCUUUCUUAGGUGCUAUAGGUUUCUGGAGGAUGCACAUUCCUGAAUAUAGUCAGAUUGUGAGCCCUGUUUACUUGGUUACCCGUAAGAAGAAUGAUUUCUAUUGGGGCCCUGAACAGCAGCAAGCCUUUGCCCAGAUCAAGCAGGAGAUCGCUCAUGCGGUAGCUCUUGGCCCAGUCAGGACAGGACCAGAGGUGAAGAACGUGCUCUAUUCUGCAGCCGGGAACCAUGGCCUGUCCUGGAGCCUUUGGCAGAAGGUGCCUGGUGAGACCCGAGGCUGACCACUGGGAUUCUGGACUCAGAGCUACAGAGGGUCUGAAAGUAACUACACCCCAACGGAGAAGGAAAUCUUGGCCAUGUAUGAAGGAGUCCAAGCUGCUUCAGAAGUGAUUGGUACUGAGGUACAGCUCCUCCUGGCACCUUGACUACCCGUGCUGGGGUGGAUGUUUAGAGGAAAGGUUCCCUCCACCCACCAUGCCACCAAUGCUACAUGGAGCAAGUGGAUUGCCCUCAUUACACAGCGCACCCAAAUUGGGAAACUAAAUCGUCCCGGGAUUUUGGAGGUAAUUACAAAUUGGCCUGAGGGUGAAAGCUUCAGUCUCACUGGUGAAGAGGGAGAAGAGCAAGUGACCCGUGCUGAAGAAGCUCCACCAUAUAACCAACUGCCAGCAGAAGACACACGCUACGCUCUUUUUACUGAUGGUUCCUGUCGCCUUGUGGGGAUGAACCGGAAGUGGAAAGCAGCCGUAUGGAGCCCCACACGACAAGUUGCACAAGCUAUUGAAGGAGAAGGUAGAUCGAGUCAACUCGCGGAGCUCAAAGCUGUUCAGUUGGCCCUGGACAUUGCUGAAGCAGAGAAGUGGCCAAAACUUUAUACUGAUUCCUGGAUGGUAGCCAGUGCUCUGUGGGGAUGGCUGAAGAGAUGGAAGGAGGAGAACUGGCAGCGCAGAGGAAAACCAAUUUGGGCUGCUGAAGAAUGGAAAGACAUCGCUACCCGGUUAGAGAAACUACCUGUGAAGGUUCGCCAUGUAGAUGCCCAUGUCCCUAGAAGCAGAGCUAAUGAGGAGCAGCAGAACAAUCAGCAGGUAGAUCAGGCUGCAAAGAUAGGGGAGUUGAAGAUAGAUCUUGACUGGGAGCACAAAGGAGAGCUGUUCCUAGCACGAUGGGCCCAUGAUGCCUCAGGCCACCAGAGUAGAGAUGCCACCUAUAAGUGGGCACGAGACCGAGGGGUGGAUCUAACCAUGGACAGCAUUUCUCAGGUUAUUCAUGACUGUGAGACAUGUGCUGCCAUUAAGCAGGCUAAGUGGGUGAAGCCCCUCUGGUAUGGGGGGCGGUGGUCUAAGUACAAGUAUGGGGAGGCUUGGCAGAUUGAUUACAUCACACUGCCUCAAACCCGCCAAGGCAAGCGCCAUGUACUAACCAUGGUAGAAGCCACUACGGGAUGGUUGGAAACCUACCCCGUGUCUCAUGCUACAGCCCGCAACACCAUCCUGGGCCUUGAAAAGCAGGUCCUUUGGAGGCAUGGUACUCCUGAGAGGAUUGAGUCAGACAAUGGGACUCAUUUUAAAAAUAAUCUUAUUAACACCUGGGCUAGGGAACAUGGCAUUGAGUGGGUGUACCACAUCCCCUACCAUGCACCAGCUGCAGGUAAAGUGGAGAGGUACAAUGGAUUGUUAAAAACCACUUUGAAAGCACUGGGUGGGGGGGUCUUUCAAGAACUGGGAGCAGCAUUUAGCAAGGGCCACCUGGUUAGUUAACACUCAAGGUUCCACCAACCGAGCAGGUCCUGCCCAGUCUGAGCCCCUUAAUAUAGUAGAUGGAGAUAAAGUCCCAGUGGCCCAUGUCAGAGGUUUGUUGGGGAAGACAGUAUGGAUUAACCCUGCCUUGAGUACAGGCAAACCCAUUCAUGGGAUUGUCUUUGCUCAAGGACCAGGUUAUACCUGGUGGAUAAUGCAGAAAGAUGGGACAACCCGUUGUGUACCUCAGGGAGAUCUGAUUGGGGGAUGAUAUCAUUGUUUGCUGAGUGUUACCACCAUUAUCUGUACGUUAGAUCAUACAGAUAUGAGACAGAAGGAAACGUGAAAGUGUCAAAGGUCUGAGCAAGUAAGAUGGAAGGAAAUGUGUAAGUGUGGAAGGUUUGAGCAAGUGAGAAGAAAGUUUUUUCAUUGUGUUCAGUAACAUGGUCACGAUAUGGGAUAAGGGGUAGAAUGUCCUGGGGUGACAGGACAUUUUCAUGCUUUGUAUCCCAAAUCGUGUGUUUCUGUUCCCAUGUUCUCAGUUUGUUUUGUCUAUAGCUGAGCCCCUCCCCCGGCUGCUUGCUUUUGGCUUGCUUGCUGCUAGCUUAGGCUUGCUUUGCUGGCUUUGCUCUCUUGCUUUCUGCUUUUUUAUUUUUUUGCUUGCUUUUUGCCAUUUUUCUGCUUUUGUUUUUCCCCUUCUUUCCUUCCUCCCCUUCCCUGAAGACAUUGGACCUGCUUCGGGCCCUGAUUCGGGAACGUCAAGGGACCCCUCCCCUGGAGUCUGCACCUGAGAGAAGCUUUGGCACCCUCCCCAGCAGAGACUGCUCACCCUCUCUUGGACUGACUCUGCUGUCACCGAGAAGCCUUACAAAUGGUGCCCAGACAUGGCUGAAGGACCGAUUCAGCUUUUCCACCCGUGGGAGACUUCUCCAUGGAAGCUCUGAGUGGGAUGUCCCAAGCAUGGCAAGCCGAAGCCAGUGCUCGGAGGAGGGACGUGAAGCAGCGUCCACGCAGACAGGAGUGCCUGGCCAACACUCCAUGCCGUUCGAG